Molecule: messenger RNA, 609 nt
Organism: Arabis nemorensis
Lineage: Eukaryota; Viridiplantae; Streptophyta; Magnoliopsida; Brassicales; Brassicaceae
Source: the annotation of a GenBank genome assembly
AUGGAGAACGAUUACAGGGUGAUGAAUAUUGUUUCUCUGGAGAUGGAUCGUGAUGAUGCGGCUGAGUCGACUCUAUCGAACUCGUUCGAUUCCGGUCUUACGGUUGAUAACUCGCGUGGUGAUGCAGAUUCGAAACUGGAUGGUUGGACGAAUGAGAGACACAACUCGUAUCUUGAUUAUUUAGAGAACUCGUUUGUUACGCAACUGUAUUCAUUGCUUGGAGGAGGAGGAGAGACUCAGAGAUUGUCUAGAACUCGUGAUGUGAAGUCUAACUCUCAGAAAUCGACUCAUCAGUUUACGGUACUACAAAAUGGAUGGUUGCACAAGGUUAACUUUGGAAACAAACGAGCUCAUUUGGGGAAAAAUUCAUCGCGAAGCAAUCCUGCAAGUCCCAAUGGAGAUUACACCAUGGGAACUGCUGUCUUAUGCAAUGAGGAAACCGAACACUCUGGUAAUAGGGCUUAUCCAGCUCAAAGCUCUGCAGAGGCGUCAGGGCAGAAUUUCAGAGAAGAAGAAGAGAAAGGAUGUGAUUCAAAGGUGACCAGAAAACGCAAAAGAGGAGCAAAUUAUGAUGAUAGUUCAUUGAAAGAGGAUCAGGUUGUGCCGUAA